Molecule: messenger RNA, 2078 nt
Organism: Sesamum indicum (sesame)
Lineage: Eukaryota; Viridiplantae; Streptophyta; Magnoliopsida; Lamiales; Pedaliaceae
Product: NADP-dependent malic enzyme
Biological process (GO): malate metabolic process; pyruvate metabolic process
Cellular component (GO): chloroplast
Molecular function (GO): NAD binding; malate dehydrogenase (decarboxylating) (NADP+) activity
Source: RefSeq, a predicted model, not a curated record
AGGUGUGGUAUACAAAUAUAGUUUAAUCAUUGCAACUCCGCUGAGUAUACGGUGAAAGAUAUUUAUAUAUGAUUGCAUAGGGGACUCGAGGAGCAGACACCUAGUGGAGUGUGUGAAAAAAUUUGAGGGAGAGAGAGGAUGGAGAGUUUCUUGAAGGAGCAAAGGGGAGGGGAGUGUGUGUUGGAUUUGAGCCCGAGAUCGACGGUUGGGGGAGGUGUGGAAGAUGUGUAUGGCGAGGACCGUGCCUCUGAAGAUCAGCUGGUCACUCCCUGGACUAUCUCUGUUGCUAGCGGUUAUAAUUUGCUGAGAGACCCCCAUCACAACAAGGGGCUGGCAUUUACGGAGAAAGAGAGAGAUGCCCACUACUUGCGCGGUCUUCUGCCUCCAGCUGUUAUAUCCCAAGAGCUUCAGGAGAAAAAGUUAAUGCACAGUCUUCGUCAGUAUCAAGUUCCUCUCCACAAAUAUAUGGCCAUGAUGGAACUGGAGGAAAGAAAUGAGAGAUUGUUUUACAAACUUCUCAUUGAUAAUGUAGAGGAGCUCCUCCCAGUUGUCUACACUCCAACGGUCGGCGAGGCUUGCCAAAAGUAUGGAAGUAUCUUCAGGCGGCCACAGGGUUUAUACAUAAGUUUGAAGGAAAAGGGGAGAAUUCUCGAGGUUUUGAGGAACUGGCCUGAGAGGGCUAUUCAAGUCAUUGUUGUCACUGAUGGUGAGAGGAUUUUGGGACUUGGGGAUCUCGGCUGCCAGGGAAUGGGAAUACCAGUGGGGAAAUUGGCUUUGUACACUGCCCUUGGAGGGGUCAGACCUUCUGCAUGUUUGCCUAUAACAAUUGAUGUCGGAACAAACAACGAGCAGCUGCUAAAUGAUGAAUUCUACAUUGGGCUAAGACAAAAGCGGGCAACUGGAAAGGAAUACUACGACUUCUUACAUGAGUUCAUGACGGCUGUGAAACAAAACUAUGGUGAAAAAGUUCUUAUACAGUUUGAAGAUUUUGCUAACCACAAUGCAUUUGAGCUGUUGGCUAAAUAUGGCACCACCCACUUGGUCUUUAAUGAUGAUAUACAGGGGACAGCAUCUGUGGUGCUUGCUGGGCUUGUAGCAUCGCUUAAGCUGCUUGGUGGUUCCUUGGCGGAUCACAAAUUCUUGUUCCUUGGUGCUGGAGAAGCUGGAACUGGUAUAGCAGAGCUUAUAGCCCUCGAGAUUUCCAAGCAGACUAAAGCUCCUUUGGAGGAAACACGAAAAAAGAUUUGGCUGGUAGACUCAAAGGGUUUGAUUGUUAGUUCUCGCAAGGGAUCUCUUCAACACUUUAAGAAACCUUGGGCUCAUGAGCAUGAACCUGUUAACAAUCUCUUAGAUGCAGUCAAGGCCAUCAAACCAACGGUUUUGAUUGGAACAUCUGGUGUUGGAAAAACAUUCACCAAGGAGGUUGUUGAGGCUAUGGCCUCCUUAAAUGAGAGACCUCUUAUAUUGGCCCUCUCAAAUCCAACCUCACAAUCUGAGUGCACGGCUGAAGAAGCUUAUACCUGGACUGAGGGUCGUGCUAUUUUUGCCAGUGGAAGUCCAUUUGACCCUGUAGAACUCAAUGGAAAAUGUUUUAUGCCUGGCCAGGCAAACAAUGCUUACAUAUUUCCAGGGCUCGGUUUUGGGUUGGUCAUUUCUGGUGCUAUUCGCGUGCAUGAUGAUAUGCUUCUGGCAGCUUCGGAAGCUUUGGCUGGUCAAGUGACACAGGAACAUUACGACAAGGGGAUGAUUUAUCCUCCCUUUUCCAAUAUAAGAAAGAUCUCAGCUCAUAUUGCUGCGAACGUAGCUGCUAAAGCAUAUGAACUUGGUUUGGCAACGCGACUCCCUCGACCCGCAGACUUGGUUAAGUAUGCUGAGAGCUGCAUGUACACUCCAAACUACAGAAGCUACCGCUGAAGCAGUCGUUUACCAUAUAAUGUAUCGUUUUUGUAUUGUGCUUGGAAGCAUGUUUGAUGUGUCUCUGCUGUUGUAAGAUGCGGUCAAUCAGAAUCUCAUGUGCUGUAUUUGAUGAAUAAAUUAUUACUUCUCUUCUCUUUGUCUCAAUCAAUGUUGCUCCAGCA